UCGCCUGGCUGACGUGCACUAGGUCCUCUCGUGGAGAUACCCCUUGACCGAGCACAGAAGACAUUCGACACCAACCUCUUUUCCGUCCUGCGCCUCUCGCAAGCCGUCUUUCCGCACAUGAAAUCCAAGCGCAGCGGGACGAUAGUCAACAUCGGCUCUAUCACUGGCGACACACCAUCGCCCUGGGGCGGGAUCUACGGCGCGACGAAGGCCGCGCUCGUCCGCCUCUCCGAGAUCCUCUACAUGGAAGUCGCGCCCUUCAACAUCCACGUCGUGCACAUCUCCCCGGGCGGCGUCAAGAGCAACGUCGGCGUCAACGCUCUCAGCUCGCUCGUCCUCCGCGAGGACAGCGCCUACAAGCCCUUCUUCGACUCGAUGGUCACGCGCAUCGGACGAGCACAGGGCCCGUCGUCGCUCCCCGCUGACCAGUUCGCGAAGCAGGUAGUGUCGGCGGUCGUGAAGCCGAACCCGCCCAGAUACAUGACCCUCGGCAGGGGCGCCUGGGCGAGCGCGCUCAUGCAGUGGCUCCCGCGGUCGGUCGUGUGCUGGCUGAUGUGGAGGAUUGUGGUGGGCAAGUCGAAGACAGCGUGACUGUAGCAGCAUGCUUAUUAUUUAUCACUUUCAUUAUACAUUGUUCAUUGUUCACUCGGGAUUGUAGGCCUUCGGUGUCGUCUUCAUACGCCAUACGGGCUUGUGCUUUACCAAGACUGGUGCAUGGCUCGUGGAUCCUGCUCGCCGGGAGAUCAGCGUACGUGGUAUCAAGCUUCCGCGCAGACGCUCGCCGGCUUCAUCUGCACUGCAAAUCGUCAAGCCUCUGUCCUUAACUCU
Molecule: messenger RNA, 828 nt
Organism: Fomitopsis serialis
Lineage: Eukaryota; Fungi; Basidiomycota; Agaricomycetes; Polyporales; Fomitopsidaceae
Exons: 3
Coding region: 118-591 (157 amino acids)
Source: RefSeq, a predicted model, not a curated record